This is a messenger RNA of Paramecium sonneborni, 848 nucleotides long. The record is from the annotation of a GenBank genome assembly. NCBI's taxonomy places the organism in Eukaryota, Ciliophora, Oligohymenophorea, Peniculida, Parameciidae.
AUGUUGUCUAAAUUCGUUUCAUUCUAAUCAUCAGCAGGUAAAAAUCAUAAUCAUCAACAGAAAAUAGGGAUAAAAUUUUAAAAAUGCUCUAAAAUUGGGAAUUAUUAAGAAGCUAUAUGCUUCUUGGAAUAGAUAAUAAGAAAUCUGAAUAGAACUUUGAGAUUUAUUGUAAAUAUAUAUCAUUUAAAAUAGAAUAAAUUUAUGUGUUUAGAAGAUUGUUUAGAUUAGGAAAAAGUCUAUAAACAAUACUUAAUAUUUUGCAGAAAUAACAGAUGUAGAAUCUAAAAAAACAUUUUCAUCAAAUUCCUUAUGCUGUUAAUGAAAUGUCUACUUAUUCUGUUUAUGUAUUUUAUUUCUUUUUCCAUCUUCUUGAAAAUAUAAUGGUAAUACAUUAGAUGGGAUUUUUUGAGAAGAAAUUUAAUCACUAAUUAUUGAAAAUUUUAUCUCAUUCUUUUUGGACUCUUGGACUAUUGACUUAAUUAGUUUUUUAUUUAAAUAGAUUAAGAUCAAAUUUUAGAAGGUAUAAAUAUUAUCACUAAAGAGAGAGUCUGAGAUGAAGUAAUAAAUAUAAAAUGGUAUGACUAAUCAAGAAUUUAUUUCACAAAUCAGAGCUUUGACAAAAGAAAGAUAUCAAUUUGGAUUUUUAAUUUUAAGAAUUAUUGGUGAUUUAGCAUGUGCUAUGUAAAAAGCAUAAAUACCAGAAAAAUUAGUAUGAUCAUUUUUAUAAAAAUAGUUAAAUACAAGAUUUAACAGAGGAUUGGUAGCUUUAGGAGGAUUAAUGAGUUCAGCUAUUUAGAUCUAUCUAUAAGCUACAAAAGAAGGUAAGAAAAACGUAUGUGAGGUUUGAG